AAAAUCAAAUAGUUAUUAAUCAACAAACUAAAGCAAUUAAUCUCCAAUUUUACUUACCCAAUAUUACCUCUUUAUCUCUUAGUACUGGUCACUACAAAACUAAAUCCAAACCUGGCUUAUUACAUAUACUGAUAAUGAAUACUCUCAAUAUUAGG
Racocetra persica is the source of this 155-nucleotide messenger RNA. NCBI's taxonomy places the organism in Eukaryota, Fungi, Glomeromycota, Glomeromycetes, Diversisporales, Gigasporaceae. The record is from the annotation of a GenBank genome assembly.